CCACACACACAGGCAGCUGGAGAGAGGGAAGACGUAAUGGUUUGAUUCCCUGUGCACUUGCAAUGGUCGUCGUUCUGACAUUACUCGGCAAAUUCCUCAACCGGGAGGUGCAAUGAAGGCUUGAGGGUUUCCCCAAACAGCUGCUGCGAGCUUAAAGCCAGCGACGCAGCUCUGGCUGGUCAGGCGGGGGCAUCGUCCAUGUGGGCGUCAUGCUGUGGGCUGCUGAACGAGGUGAUGGGCACGGGUACAGUGCGGGCGCAGCAGCCAGGGUUUGGAGCAGGGGCGGGGCCCUUCCGCUUCGCCCCCAGUGCCGGGUACUCCACCUACCCCCCCACCAGCUCAGGGAGCGCCGGACAGCUGUGCAAGGCUUGCGGACUGGCCUUCUCUGUCUUCAGGCGCAAGCACAUCUGCUGUGAUUGUAAGAAGGGUUUCUGCGCCCUGUGCUCGGUGCUUCAGGAGAACCUGCGCUGCUGCACGACCUGCCACCUGCUGCGCAGCACGGCCUUCCAGAGGCCUCGGCUCAUGCAGCUCCGAGUGAAAGAGCUGCGCCAGUACCUGCUGCUGCGCAACAUCUCCACCGACACAUGCAGGGAGAAAGAGGACCUGGUGGACCUGGUGCUCUGUCAUCAGGGCACGAGGGAAUCCCCGAGACCAGUGGCGCAGAGACCAGUGGCACCGAGACCAGUGGCACAGAGACCAGUGGCACAGAGACCAGUGGCGGAGAGACCAGUGGCGGAGGUGGAGGACGAGGACGACGAUGACGAGGACGACGAGGAAGACGAAGAGGACACGCAUGAGGAGGAGGAGGAGGAGGAGGAGGAAGAAGAUGAAGGGGGAGACGACACAGACAGCCUGCACUCGCUCCCCCACUCGCGCGCCGCCUCACCCCCGUCAGCCACGCGCUCCACCUCUGAACAGUCGGCGCUCUCCGCCUCUCAGGGAGACGUGCUCAGCCCAAGUGACAGCUCAGGGACCAGCAGCCAGGAGCAGGAGGAUACUCCAACAGCGUCUCUCUUGAACCUGGAGCCCACUGAAAAUGUCAUGGAGGUCAGUCCGGCGACACAGAGGAGGAUCAGGGCCUCGCUGUCUGAUCUGGACAACGAAGAGGCGAUAGAAAACCUCUCCGUCCGCCAGCUGAAAGAGAUUCUCGCCAGGAACUUUGUCAAUUACUCCGGCUGCUGUGAGAAGUGGGAGCUGCUGGAGAGGGUCCAUCGACUGUACCGAGAAAAUGAGCAGAACAGGAAAUCCAUGGUAGAUGUGAGCAUAACUGCAGAUGGUGUCAAGGCUCAGCUGGCGGCUGAUGAAAACUUGUGUCGCAUCUGCAUGGACGCCAUCAUCGACUGCGUGCUUCUGGAAUGUGGUCACAUGGUAACCUGCACCAAAUGUGGAAAGAGGAUGAGCGAGUGCCCCAUCUGCAGGCAGUAUGUCGUGCGGGCCGUGCACGUCUUCAAGUCUUAAAACUGUGAGAGCGGACCUCAGGCGCACUUGUGGCCCGAACCCUGAAUUUAUCACUGAGGAUGAACUACUGUGCAUGAAGUCUCGCAGGGCAUAAUGCUGCAGCAGGUCCGAGCAACUUCCCGAUCUUUGAACCCAGACUGUGGCCUCUGGACUACCAUGGUCUCCCUUACUAACUCAUGCUCCAGCCCCACUUCUCCUCCCUCGUCAUCAGCUGCACCGUGACACUCACUCGUCCUCUCUGGUCUGUUCAACACAGCGGAAACCUACGCCAUCCCUUUCUGCUCUCCAUUCUCUGUUUAGAUUGUACUCACAGGAGAGGAGGGGAGGUGGUCCCAUGGAUACUUGAAGAGGAUCGGGUUGUUGUGUUGGGUCAGGAGAAGCAGAAAAAUAUAAGAUCCCAGGGUUAGAGUCAAUAUGGUUUACACAGUCAUGCCACAUGACGCCGUGUUAUCUCCCUCAGUGUUCUUUUAGGAUGUGCAAUAUUUAAAAGAAGAGACUUACACGUGUUUUUAUUUAAUGUCUAUUUGUUAAUCCGAACCCCACAAGCACCGGGUCAUCUCGUCUCGCACACAGGAGGGUGCAAGGUGCCAAACGUCAUGCCUUUUGAACGAUAUUUGGUUCAGAUUUCUUGGUAUAUUCAUCUCAUAACCAGCAAGCUUGGUGUGAUAGUUAACUUUUUUUCUCAAAUGGAAAUAAGUGUGAAACAUUGGACCACUUGCUGUGUGAAGGACGUGAUUGUUUCCUCAUCGAAAAAUUCAGUGCACGGAUGUGAUUCCUGCCGAAGACACGAACAGUAAAGAAUGCUGAGCUAUUGAGCAGUUUGAGGGGAAAAAAUAUAUAAAAUCUGAAUUCAAGGCCCACUUACUAGCUUUUUCCUGGGCUUUUACAUUUACAGGCUUUCAUCAGUAGAUGAGUUUUCUUGUUUGCUUGGUUGUCAUGGAGAUGGGUCAGCCUCCGUGACUUAAGGUGGUCGCAUAUGACGGGGAGAUCAUUUAAAUGGCCUCAUCCUUCUCCUGAGGA
This is a messenger RNA of Cyclopterus lumpus (lumpfish), 2478 nucleotides long. RefSeq names its product ring finger protein 34b (gene rnf34b). Gene Ontology annotation, biological process: negative regulation of extrinsic apoptotic signaling pathway via death domain receptors; proteasome-mediated ubiquitin-dependent protein catabolic process; protein K48-linked ubiquitination. NCBI's taxonomy places the organism in Eukaryota, Metazoa, Chordata, Actinopteri, Perciformes, Cyclopteridae. The coding region runs from base 199 to 1458 and encodes 419 amino acids. Gene Ontology annotation, molecular function: ubiquitin protein ligase activity. The record is from RefSeq and is a predicted model, not a curated record. Gene Ontology annotation, cellular component: cytoplasm; plasma membrane. The transcript is spliced from 8 exons.